GAAACGCGUUGAGUUGAAGCGGCCGUGUGACACGCUCACUCGAGUGAGUGCACUACAAGGACCAGCUGCCAUCGUACAAAUGCGACCAAAUCCGUGUUAGCGCCGCGAAGCAACUGUGGCUAUGAGUGGACAGCAGGAAGGAGUUAGCAUGCGUCCUGGGCAGACUUUACCAUGGCUCACUGCGCUGCAUUGCUUUAGUUCAUCAUGAAGAAUGCGAAACGCAUAUAGUCGUGUCAACGUCAUUACUAAAACCUCCGUUUGGGCUUGUUGGUGACAGAACUGCGCUAAAAGGAUGAAACACACAACACCUGGCGCUCGGUGUUGUGUGUGGCUUUUAAGUCAUGCAUCAUCAUUAAUUUAUAUGUUGUUGAUUUUGUUAUUGUUGAGAAUGAAAAGAAAUCUAGUCCUUCAGCUCUCAAAUAUUACUGCACACCGCGGAUAGGAUAGAGCUCAAAUUUCGGUUUCGACCACGAUCUCUGACGGCAAGUCCUUGUACUAUACUCUUCCACUACGAGAAACGGUCAAGUGUUUGUGAUGGGAAUUCCCUUAGCUCCGAGACAAAUAUGUUGAACAAGAUCUUUGGACCCGGCUCUAAAAGGUUCAAAUGGAAAGUUACUGAAUUGGAAAAGGCUCCCUCCAUAUUCAUGUCACUUAGCAGCGCUCGUGUCAUCACAACGUGCUGCGCGUCCAGAUCCUGUUCUAUUUACACCUGUACAGAAUAAAUUACGACAGCAGAAGCAGACGACGAUAUUUCUGAAGCAGACAGCAUCAUGGCGCCCGACUGUACGAGGUAGGAUUAGGAACAAGAGGAAAUGAAAUUGGAAGCAUCCAUCAUGGCUAAAAAGAAGAAACGGAGACGGGAAAACAACGAGCCAGCAAAUGAAGAAGAAGAAGGAGGAGGAGGAAAAGGAAAGGGAUCAUUCAUGAAACAACACAAGAAAACGUGGCAGAACGAGUUCAAGAAACUCAAGGAUCAAGAGGAAAAGCUGAAGAACGACAUCGUUGACAAACUCAGAUACAUAUCGUCAACGGGGCUGUCCAACACCGAUGCAGCAGGACAGUGCCUCGAAGACUGGAUCGACUUCGAACUGGACCGGACUAAAUUCACCGAGAGCGCCACCUCCAGGAUCUCCUGGUUUAAACGAAUUCUACAACGGCGUCUCGGCGGAGGCAGUGACGACGAGGAAGAAGACGACCAGGAGGAGCUCCAGAAGGACUUCCUCGAUGCCGCCAAGGAGUACCGUGAGGUGACCGCAAAACUAGAAGAGGCUCAGAAAGAGGCAGAGGCGGAACUACAAAAAGCUUUCGAUAUUCCUGUCUUGACGAAGGCAAAGUUCGCCUUCGCGCGAGAUGUGGAGGAAGACUUUCUGUCAAAAUUCCACGCUUCAGAGAAGACCAAGAGACAGCUUCUCUCGGAACUCAAGCAGACGGACCACAAGUUUCAGGGAAAGAUUAAAGACAUUGACAAGGCCCAUAAACUCGAGGAGGAACCCGUGGGAUGGAACCCAGAAGAGGAAGCUGUAGUCCAACACGUGCUGGAUCAGUAUCCAUCGCAACUGGGGAACAGGAGAGCGCUCAUCAUGGACUGGCUCAAAAGGAGAUUUCCGGAAAAAUCAAUUCUGGAUAUUUCGACCUACAUGACCUGGUGUCAGAACCAGAAAUUCCACAAGGAGAAAAUCAACUCUUGCAUCCAAGACUGGGAGAGUGCCAGGGGUCAAUGGCUCAACAGAGCGUUAGCUGUCGCCUCCAAAGAAGUCUUGCCCGAACCCAAAAUCACGCAAAAGAAGGUUAGGACCAGACGAGGCAUCUCACUACCCCCACCUAUCAUCAACAAGUCGACAACGAACAACACCCUCAGGAAUUACGUCAAGGUUCCGGAGCCGAAGAAGAGGAUAGUGCUGCCUCGUAUCGGUCGCUCCCCUCAGAAGGAGGUAGAGAUGAGCCGUGGAGCUGUAAACGAACAGGAGUGGCGCUCACUGUCCACUGUUAGGGAACUGGAAGCCCUUAAGCAGAAGGCUAGGGAAGGCGAUGGAGACAAAGAGGAAGUGGUCAGGCUGCAGAGAAGGCUUAGCAUGGAGAGAGUGAAAUUUCGUCAAGAGAUGGCCAUGAAGAAGCAAUGGGACCGUAUGAAAGCCGAGGAGAAACGACAAGACGAAUUGGGGAGGCGGAAGCUCAAACAACAGAUGAAAUACCGCGACGAGCGUAGUCAGAUCCUGCAGGAAGCCAACUGGCAAAAGCGACGACCAUCUCUCGUCACCAGAGGGUGCUCUGUCAUCAGACCCAGUAACAGUAAGGACCCAAAGAAACGGAGAGAGAAGAAAGUCCAGGUGGCGCUGCCUAUGGCGCCGGCCGCCAUUUUUGUGCCACUGCAUCAUCACACAAAGACCACUUUGUACAACACGCUGUCUCCACUGGAAGAAACGCGAACCAUAUUAGUGUCUUGCAGACCUGUCACCAGGGGUGGUUACAGGUAAAAUAAAUUAUGUCCAUCCUUUUUUUUCCUGCGAAAGGAUGGAUUACCAGCUGACAGUGGAAUUUUUUACGCCAAAUAAAAA
Messenger RNA from Ornithodoros turicata, 2555 nucleotides. Its product is annotated as coiled-coil domain-containing protein 148-like. The record is from RefSeq and is a predicted model, not a curated record. Bases 813 to 2474 code for a protein of 553 amino acids. The transcript has 12 exons. NCBI's taxonomy places the organism in Eukaryota, Metazoa, Arthropoda, Arachnida, Ixodida, Argasidae.